AUGGAAGGAAGCUACAACAGGCCAAGUAACUUCCAGUACCAGAGUGACAGGAGGAUGGAGAUUGUAAGUGGGAAGGGAAACCAGAUUUACGGCGGCGGAGGUAUUAUUAGGUCACCGGCGAGAACGUCAACGUCGUCGUCGAAGCCGUGGGGAGGGUUGACUGAUCCGGAGAGCAAGAGGAGGAAGAGGAUCGCCCACUACAAAGUGUAUACGAUUGAAGGCAGGGUGAAGGCUUCUUUCAGGAACGGCAUUCGCUGGAUCAAAUCCAAGUGCUCUGAUUUUAUCCAUGUCUUCUAA
Molecule: messenger RNA, 297 nt
Organism: Lactuca virosa
Lineage: Eukaryota; Viridiplantae; Streptophyta; Magnoliopsida; Asterales; Asteraceae
Source: the annotation of a GenBank genome assembly